AUGUCUUGUAAUAGUAAAUGUGUGGUGAAUUUUGUUCAAAUUAAAAAUAAAUGGAGUGAGAUUGAUGCUGGAUACAAUUGUUGUAAAAAUAAUUGUUUAAAUACAAAGAAACUUAUUGGGAAUUGUAAUGAAGGAAAUGGAUUUGUGAAUUUAAUUGAUGAUGAAAAUGUUAAAUAUAUUAAAUAUCAGAGGGGGAGUGGAGGUAAAUUAAUUGAAUUUUUGGUUUUAAAAAUAUUUUUAGGUUUUGAUAAAAUUGUGCUUGUUUAUGCAGAAAAUUCAUUUAAUAGACCCGAAAGUUGUUUUGAUUAUUCUUUAUAUUAUUUUGAAAUUAAAUGUAAAAGAGAAUUCGCUGAAGAUGAGUUAUAUGAUUCCAAAAUAUGGAUGUUUAUUGGUCUUAAAAAUAGUAAUACAAAUGAUUAUAUUUUUUAUUCUGUAAAGGAUUCUAUAAUUAGAAACAAAAAAGAUGGAGAAUUUAAACUUUCAAAUUUUAAUACGAAUGAUGACGAUAUUUUUGGGUGUGGACUAGUUUAUCCACCAAAUAAUAAAGAACUUCCUUAUAUUUUCUUUACACAAAAUGGAGAACAAAUUGGUAAAAGAAUAUUAUUGAAAGAUAUUUUCGACUCAUAUAAACCAUAUGUUAAACUGAAAUGUUAUUCGGUAGAAGCUAAUUUUGGAAGUGAUUUGGAGACUAAACCAUUUAUUUAUGAAAUUUCAGAACAUUUAACAAAAGAAUUUCAUUAA
Molecule: messenger RNA, 741 nt
Organism: Meloidogyne enterolobii
Lineage: Eukaryota; Metazoa; Nematoda; Chromadorea; Rhabditida; Meloidogynidae
Source: the annotation of a GenBank genome assembly